GAGAGAAUAAGGUAGAAAAAGAAGAGAGCGAGGUGGCGAAAGAGAGAGAAAUCAUGCCUCUGUUGCAAGGGCAGAGAAGGAGAUGUAUACGGGAGCGGAGGCGCUUCAAUCAAAUAUCCGGUUGCUGAAAUGCGCAGAAGCACCGCUGCAGCUGCGUUCCGCGUUGACUGAGCGGAGAGGGGAGGGGAGAAAAAACGGAGAGAGCGAGCGAGCGAGCAGCGUAGACGCAGUGGGACACGGAGUCAGAGAAGACUACACCGACGCACAUAGCCACACAACGAAUAAAUAGAGAAUCGACUCGAAAUUGCGCGUCAACGAGCCCGACCCGAGCGGUGUGCGGCCGAAACCCUUUUCACCAUGGAGACUGCGGUAAAAACACUAUCUAAAAUGUGAGAUUUACGAAGGCAAUCAGAAGAGAGCGAAAGAGUGGCUUUACUCCCUUAUCUUGAGCUGGUGAUUUCAAUUCUGUGCUCCGUCGUCGUCGCAGUGUUUCUGGGGUAAAAUGAAGAAGUUUAACAUCAGGAAGGUACUGGACGGCCUAAAGGAGCAAGCGUCUUCCUCGGCUUCGUCUGGCCAGUCGGGCACCCAGGAGAACAAUUUGAUGCAGGAGACCCUUCAGUCCGAGAAUUUUCAACUCUGCAAGACUGUCCGUCAUGGCUUCCCCUAUCAGCCGUCGUCCAUGGCCCAUGACCCAGUCCAGAAGAUCCUGGCCAUUGGGACCCAGAGUGGGGCCCUCAGACUGUUUGGUCGUCCAGGUGUGGAGUGCUACUGUCAACAUGAGAGUGGAGCCGCUGUCAUCUCGCUACAGUUUCUCAUCAACGAGGGGGCGCUGGUGAGUGCUCUGGCAGAUGACAGCGUGCACCUUUGGAACCUGAGGCAGAAGAGGCCCGCCAUCCUCCACUCACUCAAGUUCAACAGAGAGAGGAUCACGUUCGUCCACCUGCCCUUCCAAAGUAAAUGGCUGUACAUCGGCACAGAGAAAGGAAACAUCCACAUCGUCAACGUGGAGUCCUUCACACUCUCAGGCUACGUCAUCAUGUGGAACAAAGCCAUCGAACUAUCCUCCAAGGCCCACCCAGGUCCCGUGGUCCACAUAAGUGACAACCCCAUGGAUGAGGGAAAGCUUAUAAUUGGAUAUGAGUCUGGGAUCGUGGUCCUGUGGGAUCUGAAAUCAAAGAAGGCAGACUACCGGUACACGUAUGACGAGGCAAUCCACUCGGUUGCCUGGCACCAUGAGGGCAAGCAGUUUAUCUGUAGUCACUCAGACGGAACGCUCACCAUAUGGAACAUUAAGGGCCAGGGCAAGCCAUUUCAGACGAUCACCCCACACGGAAAACAGCCUAAGGAUGGAAAGAAGCCAGAGCCUUGCAAACCCAUUCUCAAAGUGGAGUACAAGACCACUAGACUGGGAGACCCAUUUAUGAUCCUGUCUGGAGGUCUGUCUUAUGACACGGUGGGUCGGCGGCCAUGUCUGACGGUGAUGCAUGGGAAGAGUACAGCCGUGCUGGAAAUGGAUUACCCCAUCGUAGACUUCCUCACGCUCUGUGAGACGCCAUACCCUAACGAUUUUCAGGAACCUUAUGCUGUUGUGGUCCUUCUCGAAAAGGAUUUAGUGGUGAUCGACCUUGCCCAAAAUGGUUACCCCAUAUUCGAGAACCCCUAUCCACUGACCAUCCACGAGUCUCCUGUGACCUGCUGUGAGUACUAUGCUGACUGCCCUGUGGACCUCAUACCUGCACUUUACACUGUUGGCUCCAGACAGAAGCGACAGGGCUACAGCAAAAAGGAAUGGCCCAUAAGUGGUGGUAACUGGGGCCUGGGCACACAGAGCUACCCUGAGAUCAUCAUCACUGGGCAUGCUGAUGGGACUGUGAAGUUCUGGGAUGCUUCUGCAAUAAUGCUCCAGGUACUAUACAAGCUGAAGACGGCCAAGGUGUUUGAGAAGAGCAGGAAUAAUAAGGAGGACAAGCAGAACACGGAGAUUGUGGAUGAGGACCCGUUUGCCAUCCAGAUCAUGGCCUGGUGUCCUGAGAGCAGGAUCCUGUGUGUGGCCGGGGUGUCUGCCAACGUCAUAAUAUACCGCUUCAGCAAGCAGGAGAUCACCACCGAAGUCGUACAGCUAUUGGAGGUGCGCUUGCAGUACGAGGUGAAUGACAUGGAGUCCCCUCCAGAGGGGGGAGGAGGGGGUGACCGCGGAGGCGGGGGGGACCGUGACCUGCCCACCCCCGGAACAGCCUCACCCAGCCCCCAGACCACCGGACCCCCGACACACCCCUCCACCAGCAGCAACUCCUCUGACGGGGUCCGAGACAACGUAGCCUGCCUUAAGUAUGCACCCUGCACCACCACCGGGUCACAUACAGUACUUACCAUACAUACACAUUCCCUCUCUGCAACAAAGUGGGCCUUUGGGACACACCACUUAGCUACCCACCCACAGGCUAUCCAACUGGGUGGGGAGCUACCCCCCCCCCCCCCCCUCUUUCUCUCUCUCUGUCUUUCUCUCCCUCUCCAUCUCUCUCUCUCUAUCUAUAGGGUGCGUAGUUCCCCUCUAAAGCAGUCUCCAGGGUACCAGGUAGAGUUGGUGGUGCAGCUGGUGUGGGUGAGUGGAGAGCCCCCCCAACAGAUCACAAGCCUGGCCCUCAACUCCUCCUACGGACUGAUUGUGUUUGGGAACAGUAAUGGUCUGGCAGUGGUGGACUACCUCCAGAAGACAGUGCUGUUGAACCUGGGGACAGUGGAGCUGUAUGGGUCUAACGAUCCCUACCAGAGACAGCCUCGCUCGCCACGCAAGACACGCCAGCCUUCCGGAGGUAAUGGUCUGUGUGAUAUCAACGAGGGCUCUGCCUCGGAGGACCGCUGCAAAUCCCCCACUUCAGUGUUGGCGUUAAACCAUCAGCAAUUCUACAAUGGAAGUGGGGGUAGAGGAGCAAAGAUGUCACGGAAAUUAAGCUUGCCUACUGAGCUAAAGCCAGACUUGGUCCUCCUGUCUGUAUGUCCUCCACGGGGCGCCAACCCACUAGACCACCGGGACAACUCCUUCAGCCGUUCACGCUCCUCCUCCGUCACCUCCAUUGACAAGGAGGCACGCGAGGCCAUCACCUCCUUCCACUUCUGUGAGACAUUCGCUCGGAAGGGGGACAGCACCAUCACACCCUGCCUGUACGUGGGCACCUCCCUGGGCACAGUGCUGGCUGUGGCCCUCAACUUGCCUCCUGCUGGGGAACAGAGGCUACUGCAGCCCGUCAUCGUCUUGCCUAGCGGUACCCUGGGGCGUCUAAAGGGCAGUAUCCUGAGGAUGGCCUUCCUGGACAACACGGGCACCUUCCUUCCCCCUGCCUUCGAGCUGUGGUACGAGCCCAACGCCGUGGGCGCCGACAGUGAGGAGCGAGACAAAGCCCGUAAACGCCGCCCGGUCUCUGUGUCGCCCUCCACCUCCCAGGAGCUGCAGGAGAGCCAGUAUGCGGUGGUGUGCUCUGAGAAACAGGCUAAGGUCAUAGCACUGCCCUCCCAGAACUGCAUAUUCAAACACAGCAUCACAGAGACAUCGUUCGUCCUGAGGGCUGACGUGGUCCAGAUGAACAUAGGGAACUGUGUGGCCUGUUUCUGUGCUAACGGACACAUCAUGACCCUCAGUCUGCCAGGGCUGAGACCGUUGCUUGAUGUAAACUACCUGCCGCUGACAGACAUGCGGAUAGCCCGGACCUUCUGCUUCACCAACCUUGGCCAGGCCAUGUACCUCACCUCCCCCACUGAGAUACAGAGGAUCACAUACAGCCAGGAGACCUGCGAGAACCUGCAGGAGAUGCUAGGAGAACUGUUCACACCAGUGGAGACCCCGGAGGCUCCCAACCGAGGAUUCUUCAAGGGCCUUUUUGGGGGAGGAGCAACUUCCCUGGACAGAGAGGAGCUAUUUGGCGAGACGCAGGCGGGUAAAGCAUCCCGUGGCCUUGCCCAGCACAUCCCGGGUCCUCAGGGACUGGAAGGCAUGAAGGGGGCAGCCUCGGGCGUGGUGGCGGACCUGGCACGUGCCCGGAUAGCGCUGGACGAGAGAGGGCAGAAACUGGGCGAGCUGGACGAGAGGACGGCCGCCAUGCUGGCCAGCGCAGACUCCUUUGGCAAACACGCCCACGAUAUGAUGCUGAAGUGCAAAGACAAGAAGUGGUACCAGUUCUGAUCUGAAAGAGGGGAGCAGAGCCAAAGGGACACUGCUUCAUCCGGACUCUACAUGCCCCCCCCCUCCUCCAUCUCUCCAUCCAUACCUCCUUCCAUCUCUCCUUCCUUUGCUGGACACGCGGGAUACUCUUCCCUAGCACAAUGUUGUAUACUGUAUUUACCUCAGUCAUACGGCUUCAUAUGAGGAACGGACUAGAGAGAAGGACAAAGUGAGAAAAAGGGUGUCCUCUUUAUUUUUAUCUUUUGUUUGUUUUGUUUUCCCCUCUGUGGCCUGCCAGUUGGUUGGAGCUACGGGGUUCCCUCAUCCUCAUUCGCCAAAAUGUUCCGUGCCGUCGUCUCUGCUCCAACCAAUCCGGGGCCAGUAUACUAAAGACAAAAACAGACACAACUGAGAAAAAAAUUAACAAUGAAGAAAAAACAACUACAAAAAAAUCUCAAAAUGGAAAAAGAGGAAAAAAAUUAUAUAUAUAUAUACAUAAUUAUAUAUACAUAAAUCUACAUAAAUGAUCAACGCUGUAUUCACUUCCGACUGUCAAGUGCAAAACAACAAGAGGAGAACUUCACAGGUGGAGCGAAACUGGUGGUGGGCAUAAGAAGCUCUACUCAAAGUCACGGGAUGUGUUGUCAUAGUGACAGCCGGCUCUAUGCAGAGAGUUGCAGGAUGAAAAAAAGCAAGUCCUUCCAAUGUACACUGGAUCCUCUCUCCUUGAUCCAAUUAGACUCUCCUCAUCAUAUGGAUUCACUGUUUUCGUAUUGGUCCCGACUGUUUUAUAGAUGUAUUCAUUUCUUUCCUCUUGUUUAUCGUUUAUUUUAUGCUCAGUCUGUUUUUACUUGAAAUCUGUUUUUGUUUGUUCUUAGUUGUCGUGAACGUUGUGAAUUAUGAUAUAUUUUCUUUUGGUCAUGUUGCCAGUAUGUUUUGUGGCUUUGUCAAACUCCCAUUAAUUGAUCCUUAUAAAAAGGGCUGGAUUCAAAAAGAGGGCAUGGAUAUAAAAUGCAUAGAUUUAUCAUUCAGAUCAGUACACGGUCACCAUAAACAAUGUGUCAUAUCAGGUAUCACACACAUCAGAACUCGAGAAGCAAGAUCGGAACUCUAGAAGCAAGAUGGUCAGUGUCUCCUCUCCCCUGAAGUGUUUCAUUUGACAUGUAAAUGCUACCUUCACCCCUGACCUCAUCAUGCCAUUUAACAUCUACUCCAGUUUGACUUUAAUAAUGACUCUGUGUGAAUUAUGUCAGUGUUACAGUAGGCCCGUACACUGGUAGUGUAUCCACACCUAUUGGAUUGGUUUUCAGGAGUAAUACUGUAUGGAAAUGAACUCCUCAAGUGCACGUAAACUUGGAGAUUACUACAGUAUAUACACAUGGGAAGAAAACCUAUUUGUGUGUGUUCAUAUAUGCAGGAAUAUAUAUGUACAUUCAGGCAAAGUCAUACGUUUUUGAAGACAGAAACUAUUUUUAUUUUUUUUCCCGUAAAAUAACUUUGUCAGUGUGAGUGGUCUAUUAAUUCACAUUUUAUUUAUUGAAGUGUAAGAGACGCUGCUAUAUGUGUAGUGUGUCGGAACUGUCCUCUGUUUCUGUCCUCAUUUCAGUGGUGAAAACACUCAUAUCUAUCUACUUUAAUGUUCUGCCAGGCCUCUCUACCAUCCUUUUGUAAAUAGGUAAAUAGUUUGACAAUCUAAGACCAAUUGAAAAGUGAUUGACAUUGCUCAAGCGAGCGACACAAGGACAGUUGCCAUAUUUUUUCUAACGCCAAAGAAUUACUUUAGCUUUCGUUUCAUUGUUCUAUUAGUCAACUUGGCAUUCCAAGUGUUUCGCUAAUGGAAAUACAAUAGGCCCUUGUCUGUCUAUACAGGGCCUUGGGAACUGUGCAUUCUGACUCGGUCACUGAGUUAGGUUCCAUUCUGAAGACGUUCUUUCUUCUCUAAGACCUUUUCGACUCAUCCUGAUAGGAGAUGGCUGGUUAGGUUGAAGUAAGAUUACAGCAACUCAACCGUGAGGCCACUAGUGAGGGUAGCAAGUUUUCAGAAUCGAACACAACUAUUGUAUUCACAACAUUGUGCCCUUCAUAAAAGUUUCACUAACUUCUAAACAACAUUUGACCAGCACAGUAUCUUUCAAGGUAGACGUUGCCACAAGCAGCACCGCAGAUAUUGUGAUGAGCGAGAUGCAAGAUUUUGCUCUCACACAAUCACACAGUAUAGGUAGGUGCAUGUGUGUGGGUUCGCUUCACACUGUUAGUGUGGCAGCCAGGGUGCCAAAAUAGCGAAGACGUUGAGUUGAGCAUCGUGCUUCAAUGCUCUUAGUUGUUGCGGAAAUUGACCCACUAUGCCAUUUACUUUUUGCAACCACGUCAUAUUGCUGAGUCUACCUUUAAUGUUCAACUUUGCCAUCUUUUCCUUUCCUAUUUUUAGUUGUACAUCGUUCUUUAACAUUUUUUUUUUGUGUUGUAUGAUCAACAAUGUCUUUCUCGUCUGAAAUACUUGAUUUCCGUGACCAAGCUUUCUGUCUCCAAUCAAUUGGGGGAAAUCACCAAGAAGAAAGAAACGAGUCAGUAACCACGGUAACUCGAGGAUGUCUACAUCAGCAGGAUGACGCAACCUCUGUGUAAUGUGGCUCCAUCAUAGAGCGGCCUCGCAUGUUCAGUGUCUGAGUCAGCACACAUCAUGCUUCGACUCUCCCUCGCUUGUCUUCUAAUGCAUUCUCCUUCUACUCCGGUAACAGUACCAAGUGGCUCAUGUUGGUGAUACUAACUGACAGGUUUGGCCUCCUUCUCUGUGUUCUAGUAUGCAUUGUUGUGUGGAUGUCGGUAGGUAGCCCUGCUUCAAUCUUCCAAGGUGAAAAGAAUACUUCAGGAAAAAAAAAAAAACUAGGCUAUGAUUGAGGUCCUUCCCUUCUAGCUCUCUUUUAUUUUUCUAUUCGAUUUUUUUAUGUGUUUUUUCUUGUCUUUGAGUGAGUUGUUUCUGGUCUAUACUCAGUAUGCGGUAUUCUUCUUACCUGGUAUGAUUCAUACUAAUUUACAAGAGGGAGUCUGUCCGCCAUAAUGCCAUUUCCGUCCUGGAUUUAACAGUUAUCAGUGGGUUGCAGUAUUUUCUCAUUGUAGCCAAUUUUCUUGUACAGUUUUAUGCAAAUUUCACAUGGAUGUUUAUGACUUUCUCUGCUGCCACAAACAAUUUAGAAAUGAUGUAGAUAGAAAUUACUGUGCAACGGAAAAUAAAAGUGGAAAAAAUGUA
Salvelinus fontinalis (brook trout) is the source of this 7403-nucleotide messenger RNA. Its product is annotated as syntaxin-binding protein 5-like. The coding region runs from base 503 to 4177 and encodes 1224 amino acids. Lineage: Eukaryota; Metazoa; Chordata; Actinopteri; Salmoniformes; Salmonidae. The record is from RefSeq and is a predicted model, not a curated record. Gene Ontology annotation, biological process: regulation of protein secretion; regulation of exocytosis. The transcript has 26 exons. Gene Ontology annotation, molecular function: syntaxin binding; myosin II binding; GTPase activator activity. Gene Ontology annotation, cellular component: plasma membrane; SNARE complex; cytoplasm.